This is a messenger RNA of Vicia faba (fava bean), 495 nucleotides long. The record is from the annotation of a GenBank genome assembly. NCBI's taxonomy places the organism in Eukaryota, Viridiplantae, Streptophyta, Magnoliopsida, Fabales, Fabaceae.
AUGUUUACGAGCUCUAAUAUUACAUGGAAACCAACUUGCCACUAUGGAGAUUUGGCUAUUCUUAGCAGGGAACAAGGUAACCUGGGUGUGGGUUUUUUGAAUUGGUUUAUAAGGAAGCUCAAGAUGACAAAUGGAAAAUCAGGCACGGUGGUUCUGGCGGAGUUCAGUGCCGUCACCGGCAACACAGGCGCCGUCGCUCGUCGGUUACUCGAGAAGCUUCCUACCGAAUCGGAUUCCAGACUUUGCUUCUCUCAAGAUAGAUAUAUCUUCCACAUACUCCGAUCCGAUGGCCUCGCGUACCUUUGUAUGGCCAACGACACCUUCGGAAAUCUUCGGGAUGACAAGCAGUUCUUUGUUGACCAUCCUGGUGCUGUGCCCAUUACCACUGCUCAGAAUGUGAAAGCAGUCUUUGAUGCAGCCAUAAGAGUUGUCCUUCAACCACCAAAGCAAAAGAAAAAGAAGAGUAAAGCACAAAAGGCCUGUUCGAUAUUGUGA